Zootoca vivipara (common lizard) is the source of this 8405-nucleotide messenger RNA. It is a transcript of the gene PPAN, whose product is annotated as peter pan homolog. Gene Ontology annotation, molecular function: rRNA binding. Lineage: Eukaryota; Metazoa; Chordata; Lepidosauria; Squamata; Lacertidae. The record is from RefSeq and is a predicted model, not a curated record. Gene Ontology annotation, biological process: ribosomal large subunit assembly; rRNA processing. Gene Ontology annotation, cellular component: preribosome, large subunit precursor.
CGGCGCUUUGGCAGCAGAGCACACGCGGCCGGAAGUUGGUCGUUGCCGCGUGUUCUCUUUCUCUCUGGAGAAGCCGAAGAAGCAGCCAUGGGGCGGCCGCGCAAGACGAAGAACCAGAAGAAAGAGCGGGCGGCUGCCCAGCAUCGCUCUCAGGAGGAGUUCGGCUCCGUCCCUCACUCCUUCGUCUUCCACCGCGGCCGCGUGGGCAAGAACCUGCAGCAGCUCAUCCUGGAUGUUCGUCGGGUGAUGCAGCCCUACACGGCCACCAGCCUCAAGGUGCGCAAGAAGAACACUCUGAAAGACUUUGUGACAGUGGCUGGACCUCUUGGUGUGACUCACUUCCUGGUGUUCACAAAAACCCCCACCAAUAUCAAUCUUAAAUUCUUCCGUUUGCCUGGUGGGCCAACCUUGACCUUCAGAGUUGCUCAGUAUUCGCUCAUCAAAGAUGUUGUGUCAACCCUGAAGCGGCACCGGAUGCACGAGCAGCAGUUCACCCACCACCCACUCCUGGUCCUCAACAACUUUGGCCUUCAGGGCAUGCACAUCAAGGUCAUGGCGACUAUGUUCCAGAACAUGUUCCCUUCCAUCAAUGUCCACAAGGUAAACCUUAAUGCCAUCAAGCGUUGUGUACUGAUCAGCUAUAACCCAGACACCCAGAUCCUUGAAUUCCGUCAUUACAGUCUGAAAGUGGUGCCUGUAGGAAUAAGCAAAGGGCUGAAGAAGAUCAUGCAGGAGAAGUUUCCUAACAUGAGCCGUCUGGAGGACAUCAGUGAACUGUUGGUUAGAGACAUAAAUCUUUCUGAGAGUGAAGCUGAGCAAGAUGGCAGUCACAACACCACAGAGCUGCCUCAGGCCUAUGCCGGCCGGGGGAACAUGAAAGCCCAACAGAGUGCUGUCCGCCUCACCGAGAUUGGCCCUCGAAUGACCCUGCAACUGAUCAAGGUGGAGGAAGGGUUAAGCCAGGGCAAUGUGCUCUAUCACAGCUUCAUUCAUAAGACUGAAGAAGAGAUCCAGGAGGUCCUGGCCCGGAAAGAGGCAAGGCUGCAGCUGAAGGCUGAGCGGCGCCGCAAGCAGGAUGCAGAUGUGGAACGCAAGCAGGAGCAGAAGCAGGCUCACAGGAAGAAGAGUCUGGAGGGGAUAAAGAGGAAGAAGAAGCAGGCAGAGGGAAGUGACAGUGAUGCAGAGGACCCUGGGAUGCAAGAGGACCAGAAGGUGGAUGAGCCAUCAGAUGAUGACAUGGAGUAUUAUCGGCAGGAAGUGGGAGAAGAGCCUGAUGCAGAUCUGUUUCCCCAAAGCGCUAAGAGGAAACGAAGGCCAAGUCUGUCUACCAAAGCUGGGAAAAGGCAUAAAUGCACCCAUUCUGCUGGUGACCAGAGCCCAGCAGCAUCUGCAGGAACCAGCACCAAGGCAAAGAAGCAGAGGACCCCAUGGCAGCAGCAGAAGUUGAGAGGCUUCUCUCCUCGACAGCCCAAGGGGCCCCAGAGUCAGCAGCAGAGGGAGGCUGGUCAGCCCGCAGUGCAGCACAGAGGGUCACCAAGGACCAGGAGGAAGCGGCCCCAGACCCCAGGGCAGCACCACACCCGGCGGCAGCCUGGCUCAAGGCCCCGGGGGCAGGGCAAGUCUGGACUGGGGCGGAAGCCGGUGCUCACGGGGAAAGGAAGCUUCAGAAAGCCCAGAUAUUCAGGGAAGAAGAGGCCAGCCUAGAGCCCUGGGCCUCCCUCCCUUGGUUUUGUAUAGCUGUUUGCAGGAUACAUAUAGCUACUGAUUCACUGUGAGCUGCCUGCCUUUUUGUCUGACUGACUCUGUGGAACUUGCCCUUUCCCCAUUGCCUUGCAAGGCACAAAUAUAUUCGAAUUGCUACAGAAUUGGCCAGCGGUGUCUGUCAGCUGGAUAUGGUGGCUGAUAAGGCUUGUUUGCUGGCAAGGGGAAAUGGAGCAGGGGGGAAAUCAGUUGUUGCUGGAAUAGUGGGAGAUUCAAGACACCUGAAAAGUGUGGUGGCUGGUAUCCAUUGGAACUGGUGGGGCAGAAGGGAGGGAGGCCAACAGUAAGUGGAGCCCGAGCCAGAAGUGGGCCGAUCCCAUUCAUUUUGUUUUCUGCCUCUUUCUAGAAGGGCAGGCGUGGGGGACAAACUGGCAGGCCAUUUUGCCCCCUCAACUGAUUGCAAGUGAGGGCGCAGGCUGAGGUUGGUGAGGCAAGUGCCUAGUUUGUCCUCCUGGGCCAGCCUGAUUCCUUCACGCAAUAUGUAGUGAUGGCUGUCAUUGCAAAUGUCUUUUUGAAAGGGAAUAGGACAUUUCAGGGAGGAUAACUCUUAGCCAGCAAGCCUAGUAGUCACUGAUACACAUUACCUCCAUUAUCAAGCGUCAAUAUGCCUUUGAAUAACUCUUGUUGGGAGAGCGACAGUGGAGAGGCUGACUGCAUUUGUGUUUUGGCUCUGGGUUUCUCACAGGCACCCGACAACUGAGAACAAGAUAGGCCUUUAGACUGAUCCAAAAGGGUCUUCUUAAGAUCUUAACUCUGCAGCUUAUUGAGGGUAUAAAGUAAAGGGACUCCUGACCAUUAGGUCCAGUCGUGACCGACUCUGGGGUUGCGGCGCUCAUUUUGCGUUAUUGGCCGAGGGAGCCGGCGUACAGCUUCCGGGUCAUGUGGCCAGCAUGACAAAGCCACUUAUUCUAUUCUACUCUGCUCUUUUUAAAAGGUUUGUCAAAUGGGCUCAUUUAAAUUCUCCUUAAAAUGUGCCAUGGAGCACCAGUGACCCCCGGAGGUUGUUGGAUUCCAGCUCCCAUCAUCCCUGACCAUUGGCCAUGCUGGCUGGGGCGAGAGGGAGGUGGAGUCCACAUUCUCCAUCCCUGCCUUUGAAGGUGGUCAGAGCAAGAUACACAAAGUGUGGAUAUUUCCUUUUGAGGAGACCAAUUGUGGUUGAUACUGUUACCGUGAUGAGAUUCCAUGAGCAAUUCCCAAUAAUUUUCUGGUCUCAGAAUGAGACCCAUUAAAGGAAAUUGCUGCUUAGCCAUGACCACUCUGCAGAUUCUUCAUAGUUGUGUCCAUGUUUGGAAUUCCGAAAACCUUGCCUUCUGAAAGUAAGAGCAAGUAUUCCAGUCCUCAUGGGCAAGAUAAUUUUUAGAAGAGUGAUGCCUGUGGCUCAUUUCAGGCAUCAAGCUGAAAUCAUGGUUAACACAGCUUGGCGUGAUUGUUAAAGCAGUUGAUUUAAGAGGUCCUUAUAUAGGUUUCUGUGUCUUUCUGCCUGAGAGAACAAAACACCACUACAGCUGUUUCUCCCCCAUCAGGGGGGAAAACAUACUUAUUGUUCCUUUUGAUAAAAAAAAUAUCAGGUUUUGGAUGAGAGGUAUGUGAAAUGAUAAAUGGAGCUCUCAAAGUGGCAACCACAAGGAUCCUUAACAGUCUGCACCAUAUUUUGACUGUCAGAGGAAUGCUCCAUAUGAACUCAAAUGUCCAUCAAAAACUGUGGAGAACAUUUCCUUUUAAGGUGGGUGUGGGACCUGAUAGCCACCUGUACAUGUGGGUUUUACACAUGUGAUGAAAGAAUAAAAUGGAGACCAAGGCAGGGCUAUGACCAGCAGAGCCCUCAGGAGUAAAGUGCGAUCCCGCCUCCACUCCCAGGCUAUUUUUAUUACAAUAAGAGAACACAGAAUUCAAACACACCAACCAAAUUCUCCCAGCUCCUCCCAGAGCAUCUCACAAGGUUGUAUGUGGGCAAGAAUCGGAUGCGACAGCUGCACUACAAAGCCAUGCAUACUUGUUAAGCCAGAAAACCAGGAAAGAGUAAGCAGGGCAAUAGAAAUUCCUGAAGGAAUUAGGCAGGAAAACAGGUUUUACUACUUCCCUGUAGCAGGAGAUUUUACAACAAAGGCCUCCUUAAUCUUAUGGUUACAGGAAGCCUGGUUCAGAGAGAGCAGAUGGUCUUCUGUGCCUGCUUGCAACUAACUGAAAGGAUUGCGUGCCUAAGUUGUCAGCUAUUUGUAAUGGGAAGGGAUAGACAGCUAAUAAGAAAUAGAAUCAAGAAUCAGCAAAAUGUGCAGCUCAUAUAAUUCAUAUCAGAAAUCAUAUUCAUAAGGUGGCCCUCACUAGGAGUCCCCUACUUGACUGAAUGAAUAUACCUCCAGGAGUAUCUGACUCAAUCAAAUUAAUUCAUGAUUUCUCAUAAAUUUACUGAGAUGCUACAUUGCACAUUGGUCAAGAGAAAUAUAUCUUAUUGGAAAUACAUACCCUUCAACCUAUCCCUCAAUUCCUGCUUUGGUGACUGCUGAAUUUAGGCUAUAAGCCUAAAUUUAGGCUAUAAACAUGUUUGAGAGGAUCCACAAAGUGUCCAGUUUUCUGUCCUGUUUGAAAAGCUCUUUGCCAAAUGUUUUCUUCAAGUCCAUGUCUCACCUUUCGCCUUCGAGUCAUAAAUUUGUUGGCAUUUGUCUGUGUCGAGACAAUGGAGUGUGCCUCCAGGGGCUAAGUCAAACCACUGGAGAAUUGCAGCGCCUGCUGUGGCUGCAGAGACUGUUAACUGCUGCCUCCAGCGCACAAGCCUGGGCAGUGUGUCCUGGGUUGCCCAGACAACAAGACCAUACUCUUGGCCCCACUGAUGUGGUCCAAAGGAAAGGAAAGCAAUACAUUUGACACUAUAAAAAAAUUCCUUCAGUAGCACCUUAAAGACCAACUAAGUUUAUAUUUUGGUAUGAGCUUUCGUGUGCAUGCACACUUCUUCAGAUACCUGAAGAAAUGCACACGAAAUGCACACGAAAGCUCAUACCAAAAUAUAAACUUAGUUGGUCUUUAAGGUGCUACUGAAGGAAUUUUUUUAUUUUGCUUCGACUCAGACCAACACGGCUACCUACCUGUAAUUGGACACUAUGUAGCUUGGUUGCAGGAGUUGCCGGAAGGAGACGUACAAGACACCAUCCAACCGUCUUAGAUACUCCACUCUAUAUUUGUGUUGUUUACUCCUUAGCCUUUUCUUAUUCCAAAGAUGUCCUGACAGAAAAGUGGGUAUGGGUUUUUCCUCUGGAUUUACUCCUGAACCCUUUCUAAUGAAUAGGUAAAGCAGUGAGGCAGUGGAGGUUUGGAUCAGAAGUUUACUUCUAUGUGGGCUGCCUUCUCAGGUUGUUGAGCCCCAUCUACCUCUCACUUCCAUCUCCAGCACAUGCAAAAGCCACAUGGACCAUUGGACCCACUACUCAAUACGCUGAAGGUUGUCUUCUCCCCAAGCUGGCCAGUGGAAGCCAUUUCUUGGGUGUUGCCACUGUCACAUACUGACAGCUUCAAGGAGUCACAGGUGAGAGCUGGGUGCAGGAUGAAGACCAAAGGUGGACAACGUACCCCAGAAGGAGCACAGCAUCUCCCCCCACUAAAGGGAGUACCCCUCCCCAACACCCCAUAAUUUGCAUGACCCAGCUAACUUUAAACAUGCCCAAAGCAAUGGAAAUUGGAAACAUUUAACUCUUGACUGGAUUGUGCUGUGGUCUUUGUGCUGUUGCUUUGUUUGGGUGGAAUUGCCUUGUGCCUCCAGGGGCCAAACGACUGGAGAAUCAAAACCUGCAUGAGUUCCCUAAGGUUACAUUCCUUAAGCCAGGGGUCAGCAAACUUUUUCAGCAGGGGGCCGGUCCACUGUCCCUCAGACCUUGUGGGGGGCCGGACUAUAUUUUGAAAAAGAUAUAUGAACGAAUUCCUAUGCCCCACAAAUAACCCAGAGAUGCAUUUUAAAUAAAAGGACAGGGUCUACUCAUGUAAAAACAUCAGGCAGGCCCCACAAGUAACCUAGAGAUGCAAUUUAAAUAAAAAGACACAUUCUACUCAUGUAAAAACAUGCUGAUUCCCACAUCCGGCCCCCGGGCCUUAGUUUGGAGACCCCUGCCUUAAGCAGUUGGACUUUCGACCAAGUAGUACAGGGGUCAGCAAACUUUUUCAGCAGGGGGGCAAUCCACUGUCCCUCAGACCUUGUGGGGGGGACUAUUUUUUUGGGGGGGGGAUGAAUUCCUAUGCCCCACAAAUAACCCAGAGAUGCAUUUUAAAUAAAAGGACACAUUCUACUCAUGUAAAAACAUGUUGAUUCCCGGACCAUCUGCAGGCCGGAUUUAGAAGGCAAUUGGGCCGCAUUCGGCCCCCGGGCCUUAGUUCGGGGACCCUGAAGUAGUACUUGAUCUUUAAGUUUAUAGGACCUUCUAUUUCUUCCCUCCUCCCAGUGAAGCAGACUUCUGUUUUUUUCUUUUAAAAAAUCCUUUCAACAUAGAACAUUAUAGUAAUAGAACAUCCCACUCUAACCCAGAAGCUGAUAUUUAGGCCAUGCAUGCAAAAUAACAUAAGUUCUUAUCUCAGACUUAUAUUUGUAUCGGUGAUAAAUGGUUGAAGUUAACCAAUAUAGUCUUAUGAGAGGACUCCUCUAGUUUAGAUUUUAGCCAUGUAUGUAAUAAAGCUGUGCCAUUCAAAUACAAAUGAGUCUUUGCUUUAAAAAAAUUCACAAGUGCUAUUUGCCAUACUUUAUUUUACCAAUUUGUUAAAGAACCACCUCCUAAGUUCUUACAUUAUCUCAUCAUUGUGAGCCUUGCUGUUAGUAGAACUUUUUUUAAAGUUUAGACGUAAGUUUUAUUUAGACAAAUCCUUUCAGAACAGCCACCUUCCCAAAGGUCCACACUUUUUUGUAAGAACCAGAUUCUACAGCCUCUCUGGCAGUUUGUUGAUGAGGGGCUUAUAUAUGAUGAGGUGACUGCAUAGGCAGAGUGCCAUUUUUGCACUAUUUUAAGUGCUACCUCUCUCAGACGAAUGUCCUCUACACUGAAAUCCACACCUCUGUUGAUAGUUAUGUGCUGAUCUGUUUCCUACAUUUGCCUUAAACCACCUGCUGUACCCAGUGCUUUUUAAAAAGAAUAAAGGUGCCAGUACUCACAUGAAGUUGUUACGAGUAAGUGCCAAACUUUUAACAUUUUAAAGAAAAAAUGAUGCCAGUACUGCAUACCCUCGAGUACCCCCAGAAAAGCAGCACUGGCAUCCCAUGUCUAUUUGGAUUAACAGUUUAGACACUAGACCCUGUUCUACUUUUUUUAGCAGAAUCCCACAAUCAUACCUCAUGUUGCAUCUGCUUCAGGUUAUGUGUUUUCACGUUGCGUCCCGCGGCAACCUGGAAGUACCGGAACGGUUACUUCCGAGUUUUGCUGCAUGCGCAAAAGCACUAAAUUGCACAGCGCGUGUGCGCAGACGUGGCAUUUCUGGAUGCGAACGCUUCCGAUUUGCGUAAGCUGUAUGAAGUCCCCUUGAGUAUGCACUCUUGCUUAAGAACAUUGUCUGUCUAACCUACCAUUCUUUGUAAUAAACCCAGUAAUUGUAACCUGUUCAGCAGAUGACUAGAGAUUGGCCAGUGAUGUACCAGUUGACAAGGCUCUAUCUCCUGUUCUAAGGGGUGGGACAAAUAACUUCAAACUUUUAUCCUUUAAUAAGGUUGUGAAGUGUUUAGCCACAAACCACACAACACGGGGAGUAACAAACUAAGCUGCAGUAAUUGUGAGAAAACCUUUUAAGAGGUUAUGGAUGGAUGAAAAAAAUGGUCAUGAGUCAUAAGCAGGACUGCAGAGGACCUGUUUCAAAACUCAGGCAAAGUAGUGAUUCAUGGAAUAUCAGAAAGAUAACAUCAGAAGUUACCACUAGUCAAGUUAUCAGUAGGGCCUUAACCAACAGUUGUACUGGAGGCCUCCCACACCUAAUCCGGAGUCCCUCCACCCAGUGGUGUAGCAAAGGGGGGCGGUCUGCCCUGGGUGCCACCCUGGAGGGGGGUGACACUCAGCACGCCCCCCCCCCCCGACUCCCAAGCCGAGCGGUGCCACUCCAGCGCUGUGCGGGGAUGGUGCAGAGGUCCUGUGUGCAGGCGCUGCACGCAAGGCAUCAUGGGAGCUGUAGUUUGAAAAGGUGCAGCAAUGGUCACCACCACCACCACGUGGGGAUGGUCCUGUGCUUGCGGCUGCAGUGGUUUGCUGGUGACACCGCUGUGCAGCGCGCAUAUGUGUAUCACACAUGCAUGGUGACGGUGCACAUGUGCAUUGCAUGGCGAUGCCCUGCCCCCGGGUGCACCCCCCUCCGCCUCUGCCUCCACCACCCCAGAGGGAGAAGAGCUGGGGUAUUGGAGGGAAAAGAGGGGAAGCAGUUGGGCCUCUAGCACUGUUAAGGCAUGGUACCUACUUCCUGUUUGCCUGAAGCCUUUUGCUAAGCUAAUAAGCAAAAGUUGCACAAGGCUAUGCUGAGUGGGCAGCCUCCCCCAUCCCAAAGAAAGACGGAAGCCACAAGCCACAGAAGAGAAUUGUUAUCAGGCUCCUUACAGCAAUACUGUCACUUUCUCAAGCAGCAAUCCGUUGCAUGAAGAUAUUUCUCCAAUGGGUCAGUGCCACCAGCAGUGCCUGUUUGCUGGUCAGCUUAAU